AUGGAGGCCGCUCCACUGACGUUGGCCCACACCCAUGCUAGAAAUGCGGUUCUUGAGACCCGCAAGUCCAACCCGGUGGCCGCCAGUGAGGAACAUGACUUGGCUGCGGGUGAGUUCGCCGCAGCAAGUCAGAAAUGCACCGAUCACGAGGCCCUUCGGACCCUACAGCUGCUUGAAAGCCACCACAAAAAACUCGCCGAGAUCUUGAGAUUUCAACAUGAACACCCAGAGGCAUCUACUGCCGCCCUAAGCCCGACUUCAGCUUCCGCCUUUGAUACCCCAACCGCGAGGGGGAGCGCCGCCGUCCAGGAGGCACAUGGGCAGCCACCACGGCUUCCAGGGCACCCUCGGAUCCCAAGUCGAGAAUCCUCUUCGAUCGCGAGCAACCUAGCAACAGCUCGAGGGAUCCCCGCUCAACCUCGCCGCGGAUCGCCUGUCUCACCCGCACUCUCUGUACAGCAAGCCGGGGCAAAGAUGUCGGACAACAAGACUAGGACUGGAGAGUCAAAACUUAGGGAGGUCCCGAGAAGUAACCGCACCAGGGCUCGUCAGCCUUGGACACCUCCAUUGCCGAGUCCAAGCGAAGUUACAUCUCAGGAAGUAGCACCUCCCCAGAUGACCACCAACGCCAGAGCAUCCGUCGCGGAUGAGCCGUUCCAGCGGUUCUAUUCGACCUUUGAAGGACUUGUGUCUAAAAUUACCGCUCCGCUGGCCUUUGCAGGUCUUCCGCUUGGAACAGACGAUGGCGCAAAAUCUGGACCUGCAGCCGCCAAGUCUGCGGCCGAGACUAAGGUCGAUCGCAACCAUGCGACUUCAGACCGGACUAGUGCCGAGCCAGACGUGAACAAAAUAUUCUCCAAGGCAGCUUUAAGAUCUCUCCGCGACUCUCAAGGUGCUGGACCUGCCAACCCGGCAGAGUCUUUCUGCAUUGUGUCCACAACGGGCGGGACCAUGUCUUACGCUGAGAUCUUGAAGAGAGCAGAGAAGGAAGCUCGAAGGGGUAGUUUCGAUGAAGAUGACGAUUUUGUAGACGCCCGAGAAACGCCCUCCCAGUCACCUGAAAUACGCCAGAGCGCAAGCAACAUCAGAGCUCGGGCAUGGCGCGGCACUGGCGACAAGCAAAUGAGCCUGCGACUAGAAGAGCUCGAAACCGAGAAUAAAAUGUUGAAGCAAGCAUCGGAUACACUUUCUAAGCGUCUUCAUAUGUGGGAAGUGAAUGCCCAAUCGUCUUCUAUGGCUCUACACCAAUCCAUACGCGUCAUUCAACACCAACGCCCGGGAUCCCCUGAACAAAACUUCCGUGGUCUCUCGGUUAAUAAUACAUCGCCUGUCACAACGAUGAAUCCACCUCCAUCCCACCCACCAGAGGUAGAUCUGAGGAUCAAGGAGCUUGAAGAGCAGGUUCGACUUAGCAAAGAGAAAUUGAACCUUGCUGGCGCUGAGAAUGAGAAAUUGAAGAAGACUCUUGGCAGAUAUCAAGACCGAUGGCACCAGUUGAAAGAGGGCGCUAAGACCCGUCGAGCUGAAGGUCGAUUCAGCGAUGGGCAAAGUGGUGCAAGCUCCAAGACUCCGGAGCUUCCCACGACUCCCCAACCUGACACGGAUUCUUCUGACAAAUCCACGCACCGUGCAGGGAAAGUCCCAGAGAAUUAA
Molecule: messenger RNA, 1653 nt
Organism: Penicillium chermesinum
Lineage: Eukaryota; Fungi; Ascomycota; Eurotiomycetes; Eurotiales; Aspergillaceae
Exons: 3
Coding region: 1-1653 (550 amino acids)
Source: RefSeq, a predicted model, not a curated record